This is a messenger RNA of Ilex paraguariensis (yerba mate), 1023 nucleotides long. NCBI's taxonomy places the organism in Eukaryota, Viridiplantae, Streptophyta, Magnoliopsida, Aquifoliales, Aquifoliaceae. The record is from the annotation of a GenBank genome assembly.
CUGGCCGAAAUUCUAUUUAAGCAAUAGUGUUUAGUGUUUUGGUCGAGCUACUGCCAAACUUAUAGUACUUAAAAGUCUUAUCUUUGAGUGUGUACGAAAUAUGUGCGCUACCCAACUACAUUGAGGAUUUGAAACAUCUUCGGUACCUUAAUUUAUCACAGACCUUGAUUAAAUGGUUGCCCGAAUCAGGAGUAGUCUCUACAAUUUAUAGACAUUAUCAUUAAGAGGUUGUCACUCCCUUUGUAAGUUGCCCAGCAAGUUGGAAAUUUGGGGAAGUUGUGCCAUCUUGACAUUCGAGAUACUCCAAAAUUAGAAGAGAUGUCCUCGGGGAUUGGUAGAUUGAAAUAUUUGCAAACAUUGCUGAAAGAUUUUUGUUGGUAAAAGUAGUGGAUUUGGACUCAGAGAUUUGAGCAGUCUAUUGCUUUUGAGAGGGAUGCUUUCCAUUGUAGGGUUAGAAAAUGUUAUAGAUGUGCGGGAUGCAGAGGAGGCCAAUUUAAGUUGUGAGCAAGAACUUAAUGAGUUGGAAUUUCAAUGGAGUAGUGACAUUGAAGAUUCUCAAAAUGAACGGCUAAAAGUCAGUGUACUUGUGUUCUACAGGGGCAUCACAUUUUCUACUUGGAUUGGGGAUCGGUCAUUCUCUAAAACAGUGUCCAGUAGUCUUGAAGGUUGUAGGAAAUGCGAGACUUUACCACCACUUGGCCAGCUACCCUUGCUCAAAGAACUAUAUCUAAAGGACAUGUAUGUUGUAAAAAGCGUGAGUGCAGAGUUCUAUAGUGAUGAUAAUACUUUGGAAAUUCCAUUUCCAUCUCUCGAGAUUCUGCAGUUUGACAAGAUGCCAGAAUGGGAGAAAUGGCCUUUUUCUCAUGGUGUUGAUUUUAGAGGACUUUUUCCUUGCCUUUGUGAGCUUAUUAUACCCAAUUAUCCUAAACUGGUGAGCGUUCCACUCUAAGACUCCUCUCUCUUCGCAAGUUGCAAAUAGAAGAUUGUGAUGAGGCGGUGUUGAAAUGUUUUACCAAAUUNCUC